Molecule: messenger RNA, 822 nt
Organism: Poecilia reticulata (guppy)
Lineage: Eukaryota; Metazoa; Chordata; Actinopteri; Cyprinodontiformes; Poeciliidae
Gene: fbxo48
Product: F-box protein 48
Biological process (GO): SCF-dependent proteasomal ubiquitin-dependent protein catabolic process
Cellular component (GO): SCF ubiquitin ligase complex; cytoplasm
Molecular function (GO): protein binding
Source: RefSeq, a predicted model, not a curated record
CAUAUCUGAGCGUAAACAGCCGUUGGGACAUUUAAAGAGCUCUGCUGCGAAGCCUUCCUAUGGUGCAGGGAAGCUCCCCGUCUUUGGAGGAAGAUCUCUCUCUCCUCGCUUCUCUGGACCUGAGCAUUGGUUCUGGUUCUGCUCCAGGACUGCAGCUCCCUCCAGGUGUGUCUCAGGUGGUCCACCCUGUAUUAUGCAGCAUGAGCCUGCAGGGCCUUGGCCAGUGUUUCUGCUCUGUGAGCGACGAGCCGGCCUGACGUCCCGGGAAGCUUGCGGCUCUCAGAACUUUGCGGAGACUCUUCCCACGGAGAUGAGCGUGAGGAUCUUCAGAGAGCUGGACGCAGAGAGCCUGUGCAGAGCCUCCAGGACGUGCAGACUGUGGCGCUCCAUCAUCGAUGACAGCGAGCAGCUGUGGAGGCAGCAGUGCAUGCUGGUCCGGGCCGUCUGUCGCCGGGAGGUGGACAGCGACCGCAGCGACGGCCUCUCCUGGAAGGUGACCCUUCUGAGGAACUACAGCCGCAGCCGGGUGAAGGCGGCUUGGCUAGCCGGCCGCUACAGCGGCGUGCGCUCUGCAGACGAGCUGCUGGGCAGCAAAAUGGCGCCGCUGGACGCAGAGACCUGGGGGGAGAUCCUGCAGGCGGAGCUCGACAGAUGAUGAAGAGGAUGAUGAAGCACUUCGCCCUGAUUUUGACUCUAACAUGUUUUUUUUUUCUCUGAGUUCAUUUUAAUGCAACACAAAUACUGUAUAUAUAUUUAAUGCUUUUUAAAGGAAUCUGAUCAUGGUGGAUUAAUUUGGUGUAAAUAUAUGUGAUCUGGAAUCUG